Messenger RNA from Fomitopsis serialis, 693 nucleotides. RefSeq lists its product as uncharacterized. Bases 1 to 693 code for a protein of 230 amino acids. The transcript has a single exon. Lineage: Eukaryota; Fungi; Basidiomycota; Agaricomycetes; Polyporales; Fomitopsidaceae. The record is from RefSeq and is a predicted model, not a curated record.
AUGCCGGACGCCCGCCAGGGUCCGCCGUCGUCACCAGCCCAGUCCCCGCGCGCAGAGGGGGAAGGACACCCCUGGAAAAGGGCCCGGCUGUUUGGCCACGCUUCAGCUUCAGGGAGCAGGUUCAGGCAGAAUAGCCUCCGAAUGACGCCGCGGGAUGGCUGCGAGGGUGGCGAGCGCACCGCGAGCUUCGCGGCAAGCAACCCGAGCGGCGGCGACCCACGCGAGCGCGACCAGAUCCCGCAUCUCGUCGGAACGUCACCGUCCACACCGACACCCGUGGCCCGCCGCGCCAGGGCCCAGGGAACGACCCCCGCGCGCCUGCGCCCGAUCGUCGAGCUCGAGCCUCGACCACUAUGUACAGCCCCCGACGGACGGGCGCAGUUGGCGGUGAAGCUGAGCCUCGCCGCACUCAGUACCAGCGACGAGGCCGGCGAGAUAGAGCGCGAGAUCCGCGCUGCUUCGGGGAUCGAGCAGGGAUCGGUGCAAGGCCCGGGGUCGCGCGGGCGGCGGAGGCUGUACAGGACAGUCGGUGCGAUCGACAUCUGGCGUAGCCAAUCUUUUACGCGAUGGAAGGCGGGCGCAAUACCUUUCCGGACGCGCGCGGGCGGAUGUGCCUGCCUCGUCGGGUGGCGAUGCGCCGUGUGCGGUGCCGUCGCUGGCGGCGAGCAGCGGCGCUGGUGCCGUGCUGCGUGA